UACUCCCUCAGUCAUCUUUGAAACACAAACAUGGUCAGACAGUGAGUGGUGUGCGCGUAAAAUCACGUUUACGAUUUAUAGUACAUAUUUACAUCGUGCACUCGUUGUCAAGAUCAUGGAAAUCCACAAAAAUCCAGUCAUGCAAAAUCCGGUCAUGCAAAUGACGCAGGAGGAGCGAUUGAGCCUCAUGAUAAGAUACGGUAUUACUGAUGAAAAAAAGACUGAACAUGAUAUUAAAGAAAUAAGGGAAUGGCUAACAACACAAAAUCAUCUUCUUGAGGCAUCCAAGCAUAUGAAUGAUGUUAUAAUAAAGCGAAUGUAUGCCAUGGCAAAAGGGUCGAUAGAAGACACUAAAACGAACAUCGAUAGAUAUUGCUCAGCCCGGGGACUGUUGCCAGAGUUGACCUUGAACAAGAGGAUUGAAGACUUUGAACAUUUUUGCCAGAAGGUGCAAUACAUAACCCUUCCCAAGCUUCAUGCUAAAGAUUUGAGUAGAAUAACAGUAAUCAGAUAUCUGACACCAGACCUGAGUGAUGUUUCAUUUCUAGUGUACAUGCGGUAUACAAAUUUGGUAGAAGACUAUAAACAAAACUUCGAAUGCAACUUGGGAUUGACAGUUAUCGUUGAUUAUAAAAACUUGCCACUGAGUUUUCUGCUCAAAAUAUCUCCGAUGUUGCUGAAACGGGCAGAAAAUAUGUUUACGAAAGCGUACGGUUACGAUGUCAAAGCCAUACACAUGGUUAAUGUGCCCAAUUUCAUAGACAAAGUUCUCUCGCUAGUUAGGUGCAGUCUCAGCAAAGAGAUGGCUUCCGUCAUACACAUUCACCAUUCUUACGAAGAACUACAAAUGCACUUCGCUAAAGAUGUGCUGCCUCGGGAAUUUGGGGGAGAAGGUCCCUCCUGUGAUGAUAUAGCAGAGAAUUGGAAACAAGCCCUGCAGUCGAAAGAUGGACGAGAAAUUAUUGCUAAUUCAGAGAAAUUGAUUACCGAUGAAACGAAACGACCUCCGAGAAACUUCACUCGACGGUUCUUCGGGUACCUCGGCUCCUUACGGCCCUUCAGCACUGAUUAAUGCGUGAUCCGAA
Molecule: messenger RNA, 1085 nt
Organism: Aricia agestis (brown argus)
Lineage: Eukaryota; Metazoa; Arthropoda; Insecta; Lepidoptera; Lycaenidae
Product: clavesin-2-like
Exons: 7
Coding region: 116-1072 (318 amino acids)
Cellular component (GO): membrane
Molecular function (GO): phosphatidylinositol bisphosphate binding
Source: RefSeq, a predicted model, not a curated record